GCCACUCCAUACUUGGCUCCUGAAUUCCGGUUUCCUGGCACUUCUAAGUGCUGGAUCCAGAUUUUGAAUUGCGAGUUGCCGACUCCUAUUCCCGGGGAUGCUUGGAUUGCUGCCACGGCUGCUGGUAUCAAGGCGUUUAAAGACUUCAAGAACACGGACCACCCUUGGCAGCAGCUUCGCCGGCGUCUCCCGGAGCACGCAUGUCUGUUCGUUGCGUGUUCCUACAUGACAUUCGACACCCAUGGAUUUGAUCCUUCUGUCAAGGUCUUCCAGCGGGCGCCCCCGACGACUCGAGUUAACGGAUAUUGGAGCAACUUUCGAGGGUACGGGGAUCCUGUCGAUAUUGAUCUUGGGUUCUCGGAUUGGGAGCGUUACCACUGGAUUCCGGCUCCCGCCGUGGAGAAUUGCUUCCGGAUCGCUACCAAGGAGCUGGAAGGGAAUAAUUGGUCCCCUGAGGCGAAGGCCAAAGUUCGAGCUGAGCUGGACGAGGCCAAGGCUGAGUGGUUGGCGUAUGCUGCCGAGCGGAACAAGCGCUGGGAUCGGUUCCGAGCCAAGAUCAUCUACCAGGUCUGGAGGUGGUUUGUCAGCAAGGAACCGAAGUUCGCUGCUCUCCACACCGAGUCUUUGUUUGAGUCUUCUAUGCUGGGUUGCCCUUUCGACAACCUCACGUGGCUGCCCAAGACGACCGACUGGGUCAGCGAGAUUUCGGCGUUGGACGCGGCUGAGCCGUGGCGUAAUGGCUGGGUGGAUGCUCCUGCCCAGCAUCCGUACAACACGACGUUCUUCCCCUGCAAUCCAAGGUUUCCGCUGUUCGUCCCUGCAAACACCACGCGCGAGGAAGUCGGGCGCCAGAUCGUCGUUUGUCCCGACCUCACGCCAAACGAGAUCGCGGCUGAUUGGGAUGCUGGUUUCCGUGAACCUGCCCAAGCUUCCGACGAGUCUUCGGGUCCUGAGCCAAGCGAGCCUCCGGCGUCUGCUGCUACUUCUCACGUGGCUCUCGACAACUCGGACCACCUCCAGGUGCUGGCGCAGGCUGCAGCUUCUGCUGAGUUGCAGGGUGACGCUCGCGAGGAUGGUGACGACUAG
Messenger RNA from Phytophthora sojae, 1086 nucleotides. RefSeq lists its product as hypothetical. The transcript has 2 exons. NCBI's taxonomy places the organism in Eukaryota, Oomycota, Peronosporomycetes, Peronosporales, Peronosporaceae. The annotation marks the transcript as partial. The record is from RefSeq and is a predicted model, not a curated record.